AUGUCUUCGGAGCUGGAGAGCUUGCUCGUUGCCCAAACCCACUCAAUUGACCAGCUCACAAGGGCGCUGGUCAACUUCAAGAAGCUUCCUAAAGCGCAGAUCACGCUUCCCAAAACGAAGGGGAGGCUGACGAACUUGGAGGCUCUGUGGGAGAAGAUUCAAGCCUUCCACAUCCAGCUGCUGCAGACGGCUACAGCGGAGGACAAGAAGACGACCCCCUACUUCAAACAAGAGGGAUUUCUUGCCGCUGAGGAAGCCUACUUCGACGCAGCGGACCAUCUCCACGAGACCAUCGGUAAACUGAGUAGCGACGCCCCGAGCGCGCCGUAUCGAGGUAACGAGUCAUCAUAUCGCGACGCGCACGCUGGUUUCUCACUGCAUCUGCCUCGUAUUUCGCUUCCGGAUUUCUCUGGUGAUUUCACGCAAUGGGAAAACUUUCGUGGCAUUUUUGUGUCCCUCGUCGACAAACACGAAUCAUUAACGAAAACGCAGAAAUUACAUUACCUGAAAGCGAGCCUCUCCGGCGAGGCUGCGAAAUUAAUCAGUAACAUACAAAUUUCUGACGCUAACUACGAGGCAGCGUGGCAGCUUCUACUUGACGAAUACGAUAACCGUAACGCGAUUAUUCACGCGCAUAUCCAUUCGUUCGCCGACUUACCGAAAAUGAAAAACGAGAACGUUCCGGAAUUGAAAAAACUUCGCGAUAAUGUAUCCGCUUCUCUUGCCGCGUUAGCGAAUCUCGAGCGUCCCGUCGAGCAGUGGGACGAUCUACUCGUCUAUAUUAUCUCGCAAAAGUUUAGUCCGCGAACGCGUAACGAAUGGAACUUGAAACGAGGCGAUACGGAUGCGUAUCCUACGUACAAAGAGAUUCAUGACUUCAUGACUCUUCGCAUUCGCGGUCUCACGGAUUACCCUUCGCAAUCCGACUCUGCGUCGAAUAAUGCGCGGAAACAAAGCUCCGAGAAUACGGAGGGUGGUACCAAACGCGAGCCUUCCGCGAUUGACGCGACGCUCUCCUCGCAAGCUACCGCGUCGGUCGCCGCUGCCUCUGCGCCGCCGGCCUCGCUCUCCGCGUCCGUUCAGACAGUGCAUUCUGAGCCAAGCGUUGUUACGUCGCCGCCUCACGUACUUCUCGCCACCGCGUAUGUAAGGCUAAGUACGAUCGAGGGCCGCACGUUUAAAGUACGUGCACUGUUAGAUCAAGGCUCGACUUAUAGUUUCAUUUCUGAAUCUCUUUGCCAGACUAUGCGAACCAGGCGUCAUCGCGCCGCGUUAAAUAUACAUUGCUUUGGAGAGAAAUUUAGCGGAGUCGCUCGGUCUCGAGUGAAUCUCACGCUCGCGCCCUGCGACAAGCAGGGACCGAUAUUCCCUUUUUCCGGAUUCGUGUAUCAGCGAAUCACAGCUUAUACAGCUACUCAGACAAAGCCGGCCGCAAUGUGGCCGCAUUUACACGACUUGCCGUUAGCAGAUCCCGAUCCCUCUAGUCAUCACCCGAUUCACGUAUUAAUCGGCGCGGAUUUAUACGGAUCUCUGCUACUCGACGGUCUUCGUAAAGGCCCGGUCGGCACGCCGACGGGUCAACGUACGGUUUUAGGAUGGAUCAUCUCCGGUCCUGUCGGCUCCGCGCGCCCAGCCGGAGAAUCCGCAUCCGUUCUGAAUUGCGUAUCCUGCGAGGAUACGAAUUCCUUGUUGCAACGUUUUUGGGAGGAUGAAAGCAUCCCCUCUCUAACCUCUUUCACGGAGGAGGACGAACGUUGCGAAAAGCAUUUUGUUGCUACGCAUUCUCGCGACUUGCAAGGACGCUACAUUGUGCGUUUGCCGUUUAAAAACGGUCCCCCUCAGAUAGGCGACACCUUUCGUAAGGCUUCAAUUUUUUAUUCUAAAAUGGAACGCCGACUCUCGCAAAAGCCCGAGAUCGCGUCUCAGUAUCACGGUUUUCUCCACGAAUACUUGUCUAUGGGGCACAUGGAGGAGGUGCGCGCUGAGGAGCGCUCUCCAUACCCCCCGGUAUACAUCCCGCAUCAUUUCGUCUUGCGCGAAUCAAGUACCACUACAAAAUUACGCGUCGUGUUUAACGCGUCCAGCAAAUCAGACGAUAACACCGCGCUUAACGAUUAUUUGAUGGCAGGACCGAAACUGCAACUCGACAUUGCUGCGAUAAUUUUACGCUGGCGUCUGUUCCUUUACGUGUGCAUGGCAGACAUCGCGAAAAUGUUCCGGCAAAUACUCGUGCAUCCAGACGACCGCUCCCUUCUGCAAUUAGCUCGCGACGAAGGGAAAGAUUUUCCCGAAGCGGUUUCGAUAAUCGAAGAAUCGACUUAUGUCGAUGAUGUUAUUUUUGGAGCAGACGACCUUCCGUCUCUGCUCGAAAAACGCAAGCAACUCGUCGGUUUAAUGAAUCGCGGAUGUUUUCCUCUCCGAAAAUGGGCCGCGAAUUCAGCCGAACUUUUGAUGGAUAUCCCGGAGGAUCAACGUGAAUCCUCGGAUUAUCCCAUCAAUCACGAUGACACGCUCAAAGUCCUCGGACUUUCUUGGUCUCCGCGUGAUGACUCGUUUCGUUUUGUGAUUUCGCCGUACGCCGUGAUCGCUCAUACCAAGCGUUCCGUUCUAUCAUUUAUCGCGAAGCUGUAUGACCCUCUCGGCUGGGCGUCCCCGAUCGUCAUCACGGCCAAGAUGUUAAUGCAAGAGCUCUGGCUCCGUAAAAUUGAUUGGGACUCGCCAGUCCCCGACGAUCUUCUGCCGCAGUGGAUCAACUAUUUUUCAGAUUUGCCUAACAUUAGUGCAAUCUGCAUUCCCCGAUGGACAGGGAUGCGUCAAGAGAAACUCGAAGUCGAAUUACACGGAUUCGCGGACGCGUCCACUCGAGCCUACGCCGCCGUAGUUUAUCUCCGAAUCGUGCACUCUCAGACGAACGUUCAGGUGAACCUCCUCGCGGCCAAAACGAAGGUCGCGCCAUUAAAAACCGUCAGCGUUCCACGCCUUGAACUUAACGCCGUCGUUCUACUGACUCGUCUGCUCGAGUGGGUACGAGAUUCUACGCGCUUAAAUCGAGCUCCCUUAUUUGGAUGGACCGAUUCUCAAAUCGCGUUGGCAUGGAUUCAGCAGCAUCCAUCCAAAUGGAAUGCUUACGUCGCGAAUCGCGUUUCUGAGGUGCAGACGCGCCUUCCCUCAGUCCGUUGGCAGCACGUUCGUUCUCACGACAAUCCUGCCGACUGCGCUUCUCGCGGUUCUACCGCCUCCGAUCUCGUUCACCACCAAUUAUGGUGGUCCGGCCCACCGUGGCUCAAAAUUUCGCCGGCCUCAUGGCCGAUUCUCCCGAUGCCUGAUGCUGUUGACAUUCUGCAAACGGUAUCGUCAGAAGCUCGUCAAGCUACCGUGCAUCUCGUCGAUCCAACUCCGGAGUGGGAUCUGUUCACCUCCUACUCGAGCUGGAUCCGACUUCUUCGUGUUACGGCAUGCGUUCGUCGAUACGUUCAAAACUUAAAAAAUAAAGCCGCCUCGUUAGCAAUCGUUACGACGCCCUUGACCGCGUCUGAAAUUCACGACGCUGCAGUCUUUUGUCUUCGAUCGGUUCAAGCUACUUGUUUCCCUAACGAAUGGACGGCUCUGAAUGCUCAUAAAGCCGUAUCACGUACGAGCUCCUUACGCUCUCUUAAUCCCUUUAUCGGGAAAGAUCAAUUAAUUCGGCUGGGCGGGCGGCUCGCCAACUCUGCUUUGCGCUACAAUGAGCGACACCCAGUCAUUCUUCCCAGACAUUAUAUUUCUGAGCUUCUGAUCGAUCAAGCCCACCUCCGUUCCCUGCACGGCGGAACUCAGCUCACGCUCAGAUGGCUUCGUCAAAAUUACUGGAUCAUUUCUGCGCGAAGCUUGAUCAAAUCUCACAUCCGGAGAUGUGUUAAAUGCAGCAAGCAUUCCGCAAAAAACCCGACGCAAUUAAUGGGCGAUCUCCCGAAUCCGCGAGUCAACCCCUCUCCUCCUUUUUCUCAUACGGGCAUCGAUUAUGCCGGGCCAAUGCUUAUUACGCCUUUCGUCGGCCGCGGUCAAGGGGGGAGUAAACACUACGUCGCGGUGUUUGUUUGCCUCGCCACGAAGGCGAUCCAUCUCGAGUGCGUGGAAGAUUACUCCACCGAGGGAUUCCUCGCGGCUUUUCACCGUUUCGUCAGCCGACGCGGAUUGCCCUCAGAUAUGUAUAGUGAUAACGGCACGAAUUUUCAGGGCGCUGAUCGCGAGCUCCAACGCAGCUUUCGCGCUCUUAAGCGUGACCCCUUCCUAAAAGGCGUCCUCGCGAAUGACGGUGUCACGUGGCACUUCGUCCCUCCGGCGGCACCACAUUUCGGCGGGCUUUGGGAAGCAGGCGUAAAAAGCCUGAAGCACCAUCUCAAGCGGGUGGUCGGUGCUCGUACGUUAUCGCGCUCGGAAUUUGCGACCCUAUUAUGUAAGAUAGAAGCGUGCCUUAACUCGCGACCGAUCUCUCCGCUCAACGACGAUCCUUCCGACUUUACCGCCUUGACGCCUGGUCAUUUCCUGAUCGGCAGACCGCUCACGAGCGUACCGGAAGAAUCGUUACUCGAAAUCAAUGCGAAUCGUUUGUCGCGAUGGCAACACGUGCAACGUAUGGUCGAGCAGAUCUGGCGCUCUUGGUCAUCGGACUAUUUACAUUCAUUGCAACAGCGAGUCAAAUGGACCGAAUCUCACGACAAUGUUAAAGUCAACGAGUUAGUUUUUCUCAAAAAUAACUUGCUUCCUCCCUCAAAGUGGGAACUCGCAAGGAUUCUGAAAGUCCAUCCCGGACUUGACGGUCGCGUCCGCGUCGUCACAGUGCGCACCGCCAAUUCCGAGCUUAAACGACCAAUAACCAAGAUCUGCCCGUUGCCCGCGUCUAUCAACUCUCCGGGACCUGCAGAAUCCC
This is a messenger RNA of Vollenhovia emeryi, 4909 nucleotides long. RefSeq lists its product as uncharacterized. The annotation marks the transcript as partial. Gene Ontology annotation, molecular function: nucleic acid binding. The transcript has 3 exons. NCBI's taxonomy places the organism in Eukaryota, Metazoa, Arthropoda, Insecta, Hymenoptera, Formicidae. The record is from RefSeq and is a predicted model, not a curated record. Gene Ontology annotation, biological process: DNA integration.